CUGCACAAUGGUGAAAAGUUAAAUUGCCCCUCGAUUCCUCUUGCCCCGCCGCCUCCUCCGACACCUGCAGCCGCCGGCCGCCGCCGCCGCUAACCUAGCCCGAGCGCCCAUCUCCGGCCCAAGCUCCCCCGCCUCCACCACUACCUCGGCUUUGGCCGCAUUACCGCCGCCUCCUUCCUGGCCCCACCCGGCCUCUCCCACCGCCCCGCCUCACCGCCGUCUCGCCCGCUACCUCCGUCUCGCCUGCUACCGCCGUCUGCCCGUCUCGCCCGCUACCGCCGACAGUCCGCCGUCUGCGACCCCUUUAGGUCUGGCAGCUCCCAAAGCCCAGAAACCCCGAACCCGAACCCCGCCGGUGGACUCUUCCUCCUCCGGCGUCAGCAGAUUUUUCUUCUUUUUUCCCCCUUUUCUCCCCCCAAAUUUUUCUGCUAUAAGGGGAUCAACUCGCGCUUCGACUGCAGAUUUAGUUUGCGAAUGGCCGGCCCUGGGGAUGCAGAGGGCGUGACCGCCUCCAUGGGGGAGCUAAGCGUAGAAGCAGCACCUUCAUCAAGUGGGACUGAAAUCGCCCAGCAUGCUAAUGGUGGUGAUGUUGCCGCCGCCGAAGAUGAUGACAUAUGGGAUGAUGCUUCAGAUUCUCCUGGGCAUGCUUCUAACUUAGACAGAGAAUGGAUCCACAGGCAGAACCAGUUUCAUAAGAUGGGAUAUAGGGAUGGUAUAACAGAAGGGCAGAAAGACUCUGCCCAGAAGGGCUUCAAUGUUGGGUUUAGGCAAUCUGUAAAUGUUGGCUACAAGUGGGGCCUUGUUCGCGGUGUUACCAGGUAUAUCGUGCUAGGAAUAUAUUUCUUGUACUGCCGUUCUCUUCUAACAUUCCCUCGGGUUUUAAAUUUCUUGUUCGUUUGUUGUCCUUCAAGCAGUGCACUAGCUAGCCUUCCUAACAACUUGAAGGAAAAACUUGUGCCUGAUGCCCAGUGUAGAAGAAAAUUUCUGAAUGUGCACACAUCUGUGCAAGAAAUGUCUGCGGAUGACGCACUCCAGAUGUUUGUUGAGGACAUCUGUCAGAGUAAUCAUGCUUCAGAUGACUCACAUGUAACAUCAACUGCAGAUGGAGCUACAGAAUCUAAUAGGAUCAAAAGCCUAUCAAAUGAUCUUGUGCUGUUGUUGCAUGAAUGCCCAGAUAUUAAGGUAAGUGAAGAGUUGGCAUGAGACUAGUGAACAAGUUGGCUUCGAAUUGCAACCACCAAGGAUCAACUAAGUCUGGCAGAAACGCCACUACUGAAUUCCCAGAUUACUGAAUGCCUGCCAGGGCUAUGUGUGGAUGUUGUUCAGGGAUCUAAUUUUGGAUGGAGCUGGUACUCAAAAAGCUUGAACCUCACUACCUCAGUGAUGUAGCACUCAAGUAGUUUUGAAAAGAUAUGUAAACUGUAAAUCUUGAGAUUUUAUAUGGCAAUCAUACGCUCUUUUGCUGCUGCA
This is a messenger RNA of Panicum virgatum (switchgrass), 1470 nucleotides long. RefSeq lists its product as uncharacterized. The transcript has 3 exons. The record is from RefSeq and is a predicted model, not a curated record. NCBI's taxonomy places the organism in Eukaryota, Viridiplantae, Streptophyta, Magnoliopsida, Poales, Poaceae. Bases 475 to 1203 code for a protein of 242 amino acids.